Messenger RNA from Phaeodactylum tricornutum CCAP 1055/1, 1885 nucleotides. RefSeq lists its product with no specific name. Bases 299 to 1885 code for a protein of 528 amino acids. Gene Ontology annotation, molecular function: ATP binding; protein kinase activity. Gene Ontology annotation, biological process: protein phosphorylation. Gene Ontology annotation, cellular component: mitochondrion. The record is from RefSeq and is a predicted model, not a curated record. NCBI's taxonomy places the organism in Eukaryota, Bacillariophyta, Bacillariophyceae, Surirellales, Neidiaceae. The transcript has 3 exons.
GAAGCCAACCAAAUCAAAGAAAUUCAAUCAAAAAUAUAAGAGGUGGACCACAACCUCUAUACAAACGCAAUGUUUCGCGUCGCCAGCCAAACGCGGACAUGGUUUGGCCACCACCGUGUCGGAUACGUCCCGCUCCCGGGGUCGCGAACCUUUCUUUCCGCGACGCGUAGUACACGCGCGUCCACCAAGAUCCGCAACGGUAUUCCUCUCCGCAUCGCGUCGCCGCCACGGUGGGCUCCACUUGUGGGAUAUCUCGUCAGCUGUUCCUCCGGCAUCCUCUACCCCGCAGUUUGGUGCGAUGACCACGCAAUUUCCGGACACGGUAGCAAACACCACGCCCCAAUCGCACCGAUCCAUCGGCACGGGACGCCACGACGCCGCAGUUGGCGCCGCCGACUCGCACGGUGUGACACUCGCACCCGUCGUGUUGCUGUAUCCCAUUGCCCUGUGGUUCCACGCCGCGCAAGCGGCCAACGACGACCCGGACAAUGCGAACGGUGGGGGUAUGUUGGCCAAGGACGCCCGGCAGAUUGUACUCACCGAUACAAAGCCUGCGUCGGGAUGGUUGGGAUGGUAUCUACAAAUGUGUCUGACCUGCGUGGAAUGGAGUGGCGCCGCCGUCAUUAAACUCAUGCAGUGGGCCGGAUCCCGCCCGGACCUGUUCGGACACGAAUUCUGUGUCGUCUUUUCGCAACUGCAAGAUCACACCACGCCGCAUCGAUGGGCCCACACCGAAGCCAAACUGCAAGAAGCCUUCGGGAAGGAUUGGCAAAACAAGAUUCGGCUCGGCGACGUCAUUGGUAGUGGUUGUAUUGGACAAGUGUAUCACGGGCAAGUCCUGUCAACAGACAACGAUGGUGGCGGCGCUUUGGGUCAAAUGCGCGACGUGGCAGUCAAGGUGUUGCAUCCUAAUGUUCAGUCAGAUAUCGAAGCCGAUCUAGAUUUGAUGCGGUUGGCAGUCCGGGCCGUCAAGUACGUCCCCUUCGAUGUCUUUGCCAAUCUCAAAUGGCUCAAUAUGGAAGGCGUCGUCGACGAGUUUGCUCAUCUGCUACAGUUGCAGCUGGACUUGCGCCAAGAGGCAGCCAAUCUAGAACGUUUCAAUGCAAACUUUAAGGACGUGCCGCAGGUAGAGUUCCCCAAACUGGUGGAAGGCUACGUACCCACUAAGAACGUUCUUGUCGAAUCAUUUUGUGUCGGUGUGCCGGUUCUCAAGUUCGCCCGGGAGAAUCAACACAAUCACAACCUCAUGCGGGCAAUUUGCCAAACCGGAAUUCGAGCGGUGUGCAAAAUGAUUUUUCUCGAUAAUUUUAUGCACGGUGAUUUGCAUCCAGGAAACGUGUACAUUUCCCAGGACGGCAAAAAAAUUAUCCUGUUUGACGUGGGAAUUGUCGCCGAAUACUCGGAGGAGGACCACCGAGCAAUUGUGGACGUGCUAGCUGCCUUUAUUCGCAAAAAGGGCCGAGUCGCUGGACGCCGAAUGAUCGCAGAUUCCAACAACCGUUUGCGGGGUAGCGGUGAUUAUGCGCGCGAGGAAGAAAGGUACAUUGACAAAAUUGAAGAAUUGACCAUCAAAGCGAGCGGGAAAGAUUACUUCAUGGAACAUCUCGGGACGUACAUUUCGUACAUUUGUGACGCAGCGGCCGCGCAUCACGUUAUGAUGAAUCCUUCCUUCAUUUCGGCUGCUCUGGCCGUGAAAGUACAAGAGGGCAUUGCAUUGGCGCUGGACCCUUCCAUUAAUCUACCCAAGGUUGCUAUUCCGGUAAUCAUUGAGGCCGAGCGACGACGAGACGGGCUGAUCAAAAGCGCUUGCAAAGUUUUGGGUGUAGAUGAAUGGAUAUCGUCCCACUUUGGUACAAAACAGAAGACCAAUUGUCAGUCACAAUAA